Messenger RNA from Pochonia chlamydosporia 170, 453 nucleotides. RefSeq lists its product as hypothetical. The coding region runs from base 1 to 453 and encodes 150 amino acids. Lineage: Eukaryota; Fungi; Ascomycota; Sordariomycetes; Hypocreales; Clavicipitaceae. The record is from RefSeq and is a predicted model, not a curated record. The transcript has a single exon.
AUGGUGGACAGCGGGUCAUCUUGCCCAAGCUGCCGCGAGGAUCCGGAGCAAGUCGUUAGGAAGCGUUGGCAAGAGCGUGGUCUCUGUGAUGCUGAUGGAGUUGUCCCUAAAGAAUGGAAGAACGCUCCGGCGACCAAAGACUCGAAGAGACGGGAGUCGAAGCAUGACCGCGACGUGACGCGCCCCAGGAGUCACUUCAAGUACCUGACGGCUGUAAAAGAGGAUCAAAUGAGAAAUAUCUGUAAGGCUAGGAAGAAUAGGCUUCCUCCAAACGUCCACGACCGUGCAGUCGGCGAGGUGAGGAAGCGUUGGUGCGGGAAUGGCGUGUGGGACGAUGCUUGGAAGGAUAAGCCCGGACGCAACGAUAACUGGAAGUAUGAGAUACUUCUUGACGAAUCGGCAAGGUGGAAGGAGAGACAAAGCAGCCUGCUCAUCGAGAUAAGUUGCCAAUAA